Molecule: messenger RNA, 2536 nt
Organism: Pleuronectes platessa (European plaice)
Lineage: Eukaryota; Metazoa; Chordata; Actinopteri; Pleuronectiformes; Pleuronectidae
Gene: dusp16
Product: dual specificity phosphatase 16
Exons: 6
Coding region: 37-1941 (634 amino acids)
Biological process (GO): negative regulation of MAPK cascade; protein dephosphorylation
Cellular component (GO): nucleus; cytoplasm
Molecular function (GO): MAP kinase tyrosine/serine/threonine phosphatase activity; protein tyrosine/threonine phosphatase activity
Source: RefSeq, a predicted model, not a curated record
GUGUCGGAGCCUCCAGGGUCCAGGUCCGGAUCGGGGAUGCUGAGGCCGAGCGCGGUGCGGCCCAUCGGGGCGGAGGCUCUGGUAGCGCUGCUGGAGGGGGGGCUGGAUCGGGUGGUGUUGAUUGACAGCCGACCCUUCGUAGACUUCAACGUCUCUCACAUCCUGGAGGCGGUGAACGUGAACUGCUCCAAGCUGAUGAAGAGGAGGCUGCAGCAGGACAAGGUCCAGAUCGCCGAGCUGCUGCAGCACUCGGCCAAGAAGAAGUUGGAGCUGCAGGGCGAUCAGGAGGUCGUGGUGUACGACCAGAGUUCUUCAGACCCGACGUCUCUCGGCUCCGACUCGUUCCUCAGCGUCCUGCUGGUCAAACUGGAGAGAAGCUUCCCGUCCGUCCACCUGCUCUCAGGGGGCUUCUCUGAGUUCUCUCAUCUGUUCCCUGGACUGUGUGAGGGGAAGUCGUCUCUGGUUCCCUCGUGCGUCUCUCAGCCGUGUCUCCUCGUCAACAACAUCGGUCCCACGCGCAUCCUGCCGCACCUGUACCUGGGCUGCCAGCGGGACGUCCUCAACCAGGAGCUGAUGCAGCAGAACCAGAUCGUCUACGUCCUGAACGCCAGUAACACUUGCCCCAAACCAGACUUCGUCCCUGACUCUCACUUCCUGCGGGUUCCGGUGAACGACUCGUUCUGUGAGAAGAUCCUGCCGUGGUUGGACCGAUCGGUGGAGUUCAUAGAAAAGGCCAAAGCGUCGGACGCCCGCGUGCUGGUUCACUGUCUCGCUGGAAUCUCUCGCUCAGCCACCAUCGCCAUUGCCUACAUCAUGAAGAGGAUGGACAUGCCGCUGGACGAGGCGUACAGGUUCGUGAAGGAGAAGCGUUCGACCAUCUCGCCCAACUUCAACUUCCUGGGUCAGCUGCUCGACUUUGAGAAGAAGAUCAAGAGUCCUCACGGUGCGGAGACCAAACUCAAGUCCCUCCUUCCUCAGGAGCCCAGCGCCCCCCCUCCUCCUGACGACCUGGAGUCCGCCCUCAGCCCCGAGGUCGCUGUGGCCCCCGGCCCGGCUCCGCUGGAGGCCCCCCCCCUGCCCUGUGCUCUGGCUGAGGCUCUGAGCGGCCUGCAGCUCGCUGACGGCCCCGAGGACAACGCCCGGCUGAAACGCUCCUUCUCUCUGGACAUCAAGUCGUUUGGCGAGGUGGGCGGGGCUGCGGCUCACAGAGUGUUCGCUCCUCACGCCGCAGCAGGAGACGCCACUGACUUCUACAAACCGCCGUCCUUCAAAGAGACGACCAGUAAACCGUGUCAGUUCUCCCCCGUGGAGGAGGUGUCGGAGCAGUCCACGCCAGAGCAGAGCCCCGACAAGGAGGAGGCCGACGGAGCAGAGCGACUGGAGCCGCCGGCCUCCAGCACCUUAGCUGCUCCUGCUGCUCCUGCUGCUCCUGCUGCUCCUGCUGCUCAGAACUGUUCCCAGCAGCUGCACCGGAGCGGCAGCACGGAGAACGCCACCAGUUUCCUGUUCGGCCUCUCCCACAGUCUGCAGCACCUGGCCCACCCGGGGUCCGGCGGCGCCCUGAAAGGCUGGCACUCCGACAUCCUGCUGGGCCCCGUCACCGUCUCCACCUCCUCCCUGACCGGCGGCUGGUACCUCUCCUCCGACUCCUCUCGUUUCUACUCCACCUCCAUCCUGAGCGGCGGUGGAGGCUUUGCGGCGUACAGCUGCAGUCACGGCCUGGAGGCGGUGCGGCGCCGCAGUCGGCAGAGAAUGGGCGACCGCUGCGACUCGAGGCGGAGCUGGCACGAGGAGAGCAGCUUCGAGAAGCAGCUGAAGAGACGGAGCUGCCAGAUGGAGUUCGGAGACGGGAGGACGGACAGCAGGUCACCGGAGGAGAUGGUGAAGGUCGGCAGUCAGUCCAGUUUCUCCGGCAGCAUGGAGGUCAUCGAGGUUUCCUGAGGCUGAUCCUCAGUCAGUGUGAAAGUCACGACGAGUCACACGACGCAGCAGCAACACGCCACCACACCGGCAGCAUCACGAGAAUCAUAACACGAGAAUCAUAACACGAGAAUCAUAACACGAGAAUCAUAACACGAGAAUCAUAACCAGGAAGCGCCGUACGGACGUCAUGACCACGUGAGCUGGUCAGAUCCACCUGAACACGAGAGCAGGUCGCUUGACGGAUAUCAAACGUUCAGCUCGUCUCUUCAUUGACCGAGUGUCAGAGGAAGAUGAAGAUGAAGAUGAAGAGGAACCAGCUGACCUGAUUCAGUUCUUGGUGGGUCACAUGACAAACGGCGCUGUGUUUCUCAAUGGGCUUCGAGAUGCUGCCGGUGUGUGUUGCUGUGAAGCCCUGGAGUCUGGUCUCAGGGAUUCAAACCUGCAACCCGGACUGUGCUUGUCAGACCUGAGGAGCCUGAGUGACGUGUCAGCUGACCCUCGUACGACAAGAGGCUGGAACUCGAACAGACGCCGGAGACAAAAGACUCGUUCGGUCAAUCAUGUUUUUAAUUCUUGUAUAAAACAGUAAAAUAGUUUUUGUUUCAGAAUCAUC